Mycena citricolor is the source of this 495-nucleotide messenger RNA. The record is from the annotation of a GenBank genome assembly. NCBI's taxonomy places the organism in Eukaryota, Fungi, Basidiomycota, Agaricomycetes, Agaricales, Mycenaceae.
GUGAUCCCCACAGUUGCUUCCACUUUCCUGCCUUUCACAGCCUCAUCUUGUCAGCUGACUGUCUUGACUUAUCUUAUCUCCCUGUGAUGUGACCGACUCAUUUCAUCCUUGAUAUCAUCAACUACAACAAUUAUGGUGAAAUGGUCAGAGGUGUUAUUGGGUCACAAGUGUGAUCCUUGUGACCAUUUCUUCAUAUUUGUAUCGGUUGAUGAUAGAUAGGAUCAAAUGACUAGCAGUGACUUGAUGGAAAUAUUCAGUCAGGUGACAGGAAGACAGGAUCGAUCACACCCUGACGGAUUGUAUGUCGGGUUAGCACCAACAAAUUACCAGUAUUGUAUGCAUUGGGUCCUAUGAAAUGUCCUCGAACAGUUACCUUGAUAUUCAAAGAAAAAGAGUCUGAUUUAUCUUUCCUAAUGUAGGGGAUGUCUGUGCCAAAAACAAGCUUCCAGGUAAGUAUGAAAGCAAGAUCAAUAAAAGACAAGCUUUUUGUUGUCC